Molecule: messenger RNA, 1353 nt
Organism: Apodemus sylvaticus (European woodmouse)
Lineage: Eukaryota; Metazoa; Chordata; Mammalia; Rodentia; Muridae
Gene: Spmip10
Product: testis expressed 43
Exons: 3
Coding region: 931-1353 (140 amino acids)
Biological process (GO): flagellated sperm motility
Source: RefSeq, a predicted model, not a curated record
UAAAAAAAAAAGAAUUGACAAAUGGGACCUCAUAAAACUACAAAGUCUGUAAGGCAAAGGACAUUGUCAAAAGGGCAGCCGACAAAUUGGGAAAGAUCUUUACCAACACUACAUCCGACAGAGGGUUUAUAUCUAAGAUAUACAAAGAAUUCAAGAAGGUAGACUCCAGAGAGCCAAAUAUUUCCCUUAAAAAAUGGGGUACAGAGCUAAACAAAGUUAAUUUCUGUGUGCAUGAAAGGGGAGGUGUGGGGGCCAUGCAUGUGGUGGUUAGAGGGCAUUUUGUGGAGUCAGAUGAUGUCUCUUCCCUUUAAGUGGUUUCUAGGUUACAGGGCCCCGCACCUCAGACAGCUUUAUCUGCUGAGCCCUUGCAGUCUUACAGACAGAAACUUAAGUCUGUACUGAAGCCUCUUACCAUUUGUUUGCCAAGAGAAAAUAAUAGAAGCUUUGUUUAUCUUUUGGAGACGGGGUCUCCAUAUGUCGUUCUGGCUGUCCUAGAAUGCACUAUGUAGAUCAGGCUGGCCUCAAAUUCCCUAUGUAACCAAUGAUAGCUGUAAAACAUCUAGUCCUCCUGCCUCUGCCAAGUACUGAGAUUACAGGCGUGUACAGGCACACUUGGUUUGUACAGUGUUAAAAGACCAAAGCUAAAGUUGAGUCAGGCUAAGCAAGUACCACCAACUGUACUGCAUCCCCAGGCUCCAGUCCUCCAUAUUUUUUCCUUUGUUAAAUUUGCAAUAUUUCCACAUACUCUCAUUUUUAAACCAUCAUGUUUUCCAUGAAGAUGUACACACACAGCAAGGAGCUCUGACCUGCAUACUCUUAGCUGCUGAGGGUUGCUGUGGCGUUAACGACGAUUGUUACAUCAAUGGCAGGCGUUUCAUCAGAAUUAGACUGUGGGAGGUUCUAGGUGAGAAUUCUGUCAUUCUGCCAGUGAUGGCUUCAGAAAAAGAUGUGGGUCCUGCCUUGCCCAAACUUGACAACAACCAACCAGCAGAGAACACAUCCAAACCUGUUGAAAAGCAGCCUCAACAGCUCAGGUGUGACGAUAUUCACUUGCCUCGGUUCUCACUAAAGCAAGGGAUGAUCCCGACACGUUACGUUAUGCCUUGGAAAGAAAACAUGAAAUUCAGGAAUGUGAAUCUAAAGCAAGCAGAAGCCUGUGGGAUCUACGCUGGCCCCUUGGAAGAUUCUCUGUUCUGGGGUUACAGUGAGCGGCUUUGCCAUGGAGAAGAUCGGAAAACUGUCCUGAAGAAAGGCCCGCCAGAGAUAAAGAUUGCAGACAUGCCUUUGCAUUCGCCUCUCUCCAGAUACCAGAGCACGGUGAUCUCCCAUGGCUUCCGGAGGCGACUCAUCUGA